AUGCACGUUCUCACUUCCGUGACUUCUCUGGGGAUCCAGGAAAAGCGUGGUAUCGAGGCCGCUUGUGACGGGGGAUCAGGCAGGCCCUGUGGUGGAUCGCAGCAGCAGGCGUGUUUUGAGAAUCCUCAACUAACGACUUUUGAGGCGGCUCAAGAGGCGAGCGAGCAGGCAGGCCCUCGUGGUCUCGCCACAAUGACAGACUACGAGGGAGAGCAGCAGAUGGAGGUGGAGGCGCUAGAAGCGAUUCUCAUGGACGAGUUCGAAAGGGUGGACGACACAUCAGGCCUGGGCAUGCCAGUGGAUAAGCCAUGCUACCUCAUCACAAUAUCGCCCAAGGGGGAUGACGAGGAAGAGACAACACCUUUUCCAGUGCGGCUGGCACUCUACUUCGCCCACACGCCCACCUACCCCGAUGAGCCACCGCUACUCAGUUUGCGAAGCCUACAAGGAGUGAGAGCCGUGGAUCUUGAGGAGAUUCGCAACAAACUCAAGGAAGAGGCCGAGGAGAACCUGGGGAUGGCCAUGAUGUACACUCUUGCCACGUCAGCCAAGGAGUGGCUGAGAGAGAAGUACGGAAGAGUGGAGGAGGAGGAAGAGGAGGAGGUGAAGGAGGAGGUGAUAGAGCCGCACGGGCUGCCGGUGACAGUGGAGACAUUCACGGAGUGGCGCGAUCGGUUCGAGGCAGAGAUUGCGCUGGAGAAGGCCAAGUUGCUGUCAGAUGCAGCACUCGCAGCAUCCAAGGAGAAGCGGCUUACCGGCAGACAGUGGUUCGUGCAGAAAGCAAGCAAGGGAAUUGUGGUGGAUGAGGAGGAGGCGGAGGAGGAAGAGGAAGAGGAGAUCGAUUUUGAUGAUGAUGAUUUCGACGAAGACAUUGAUGAGGACGACAUGCUGGACCAUUACCUUGCUGAAAAGAAUCAAGCUUAG
Molecule: messenger RNA, 924 nt
Organism: Closterium sp. Naga37s-1
Lineage: Eukaryota; Viridiplantae; Streptophyta; Zygnematophyceae; Desmidiales; Closteriaceae
Source: the annotation of a GenBank genome assembly